AUGUCCCCCUCGCCCCGAUCAAUUAUUGCAACUGUGAUAGCUGCUGCUUCGACAGGAAUAAUAAUUGGAAUUAUAGUGGCUGUUGUGCCAUCUGCUGAGGAUUCAUGUUUAAACAUUGAGCCGCCGUCCAAUUUAAAAGUGACAAAAAAAGAGAAUCACAUCGUCAUACAAUGGUCACCCACUCCAUCAAAUUGCCAUGUUUAUUAUGCUCUUGAGGUUACUAUGGACGGAGACAUUAACCCUAUACAAUAUGAGACAACAGAUACGUUUUUCACUAUUUCACGACUGCCGAAAUAUUGCACAAACGUUGAUGUUGGAAUAAGUGCUGUAGGAAAUGAAGCUAUUAGUGAUGCAGUUUUUUUAUCAUAUUUAGUUCCACCUACAGAAGAUGAAGUUAGAAAUGCUAUAAUUAAAGUACAAUCAUAUGAUCAUACGAUAAAUAUGUUGGAAUGGACGAACAUUGCAGAAACAUUUAAUGGAUGCACUGUUAAAUACCGACUUAUCGUAAAUGACCAAGAAGUUGUUCCCGAUUUAGAAACCAAUCAUUACUAUUUUAAGAACGGAUUGACUAAACAGUGUAAAGAUAAUGAAAUUAUAUUGAUCCCCAUAGUCGAAGGAAUUUUUGGAACGAAAAACGAGCUGACAGAUGAUGUAGAAGUACCGCUAUCCAAGGAUAAGAUUAAUGCUGUUGCUCUUAGUCUUGGACUAUACGUUCCAACUGCUAAAGUAUUAACAUGGACGGAUUACGAAGCCGAAUUUAGCGGAUGUACAGUUACUUACCGUCUUACAGUAAACGAUAUACCAAUUCAACCUGAUUUAAUCACCAACACUUUUAAAUUUACCGAUGAAUUGACUAAACAAUGUAAAGAUAACAUAGUUACAUUGAUGCCUAUAGUGUCUGGAGUAAACGGGUUGGAGAAAAUCAUAUCCGAUCAUAUCGAAGCAAUUAUUGCAACUGUGAUAGCUGCUGCUUCGACAGGAAUAAUAAUUGGAAUUAUAGUGGCUGUUGUGCCAUCUGCUGAGGAUUCAUGUUUAAACAUUGAGCCGCCGUCCAAUUUAAAAGUGACAAAAAAAGAGAAUCACAUCGUCAUACAAUGGUCACCCACUCCAUCAAAUUGCCAUGUUUAUUAUGCUCUUGAGGUUACUAUGGACGGAGACAUUAACCCUAUACAAUAUGAGACAACAGAUACGUUUUUCACUAUUUCACGACUGCCGAAAUAUUGCACAAACGUUGAUGUUGGAAUAAGUGCUGUAGGAAAUGAAGCUAUUAGUGAUGCAGUUUUUUUAUCAUAUUUAGUUCCACCUACAGAAGAUGAAGUUAGAAAUGCUAUAAUUAAAGUACAAUCAUAUGAUCAUACGAUAAAUAUGUUGGAAUGGACGAACAUUGCAGAAACAUUUAAUGGAUGCACUGUUAAAUACCGACUUAUCGUAAAUGACCAAGAAGUUGUUCCCGAUUUAGAAACCAAUCAUUACUAUUUUAAGAACGGAUUGACUAAACAGUGUAAAGAUAAUGAAAUUAUAUUGAUCCCCAUAGUCGAAGGAAUUUUUGGAACGAAAAACGAGCUGACAGAUGAUGUAGAAGUACCGCCAUCCAAGGAUAAGAUUAAUGCUGUUGCUCUUAGUCUUGGCCCAUACGUUCCAACUGCUAAAAUAUUAACAUGGACGGAUUAUGAAGCCGAAUUUAGCGGAUGUACAGUUACUUACCGUCUUACAGUAAACGAUAUACCAAUUCAACCUGAUUUAAUCACCAACACUUUUCAAUUUACCGAUGAAUUGACUAAUCCAUGUAAAGAUAACACAGUUAAAUUGAUGCCUAUAGUGUCUGGAGUAAACGGGUUGGAGAAAGUAAUAUCCGAUCAUAUAGAAGCACCACCAUCCGAGGAUGAUAUUAACGCUGUUACGUUUAGUCUUGACCCAUACGUUCCAACUACUAAAAUAUUAACAUGGACGGAUUACAAAGCCGAAUUUAGCGGAUGUACAGUUACUUACCGUCUUACAGUAAACGAUAUACCAAUUCAACCUGAUUUAAUCACCAACACUUUUAAAUUUACCGAUGAAUUGACUAAUCCAUGUAAAGAUAACACAGUUAAAUUGAUGCCUAUAGUGUCGGGAGUAAACGGGUUGGAGAAAGUAAUAUCCGAUCAUAUCGAAGCACCGCCAUCCGAGGAUGAGAUUAAUGCUGUUGCGUUUAGUCUUGACCCAUACGUUCCAACUGCUAAAAUAUUAACAUGGACGGAUUACGAAGCCGAAUUUAGCGGAUGUACAGUUACUUAUCGUCUUACAGUAAACGAUAUACCAAUGCAACCUGAUUUAAUCACCAACACUUAUCAAUUUACUGAUGAAUUGAGUAAAGAAUGCAACGGCAACACAGUUGUCUUAAUGCCCAUAGUCGCAGGUGUUGAAGGAGAAAAUAAAAUCCUAAGUAAUGAUGUUGACGAAUUACCAGAAAUAACAGACGGUUCGUUUGAAUUAAUAACCGAGGGAAAUAUGUUAAUAACAUGGAAACCACCAUUAACUUUAGAGACUUGUGAAUUUACAUACGACUUGGAAUUAAGAGAAACGCAGGAAUUAGAUUCUAUAACACUAGAUUCUUUCGAAGAUUAUAACGAAGUAGAACCAUUCAUUUGGGAACCCUCUAAUGUAGAUGGAAUAACGGAUUGUGGAGUUAUGGUGGUUAUAAUUACACCUAAAUACAAAUCAAAAUCUGGAACUAGUACCUCGUUGGGUUGUACGAUGCAAAGUUUAAGUUUACAUGUUUUGUAAUGUAUUAAACAUUAAUUUAUAGUACUAUUAAUAAUAUCUUAUAUUUCUAAUUGUAAAAGAAUAAAUCAUAAAUCCUGGUAGUGUUGGUAAGGAUGUGAAAAGAAAAAUAUUACAUUAAAAUAGAAUAGAUUUCAAAUUUCUGUUUGAACAAUUUCUCACUUACAUUUUCUGUAAAGUUCAUUCCUUCCGGAGGUUUAAAACAAUCCAUUUUACUUUUCACUUUUUACACACCAUGUCAUCUAUUAGUCUUUUCACUAAUAAAACACUCACAAAUAGUUAUACAACGUUAUACGAGAAUCGAGUUUUACACCAAAUCAUCGUACAUGUCACUUAAAGGAUAAUGUGCCAUGAAGUUGGUUACCAAUGCUGCCAACACACAAAUAACGCAAUAUUUACCUUAACAAAAUCUUGAUAAA
Molecule: messenger RNA, 3179 nt
Organism: Onthophagus taurus
Lineage: Eukaryota; Metazoa; Arthropoda; Insecta; Coleoptera; Scarabaeidae
Source: RefSeq, a predicted model, not a curated record